Syngnathus acus (greater pipefish) is the source of this 2357-nucleotide messenger RNA. It is a transcript of the gene tacr1a, whose product is annotated as tachykinin receptor 1a. The transcript is spliced from 5 exons. Gene Ontology annotation, molecular function: substance P receptor activity. Lineage: Eukaryota; Metazoa; Chordata; Actinopteri; Syngnathiformes; Syngnathidae. Gene Ontology annotation, biological process: positive regulation of flagellated sperm motility; G protein-coupled receptor signaling pathway. The coding region runs from base 288 to 1619 and encodes 443 amino acids. Gene Ontology annotation, cellular component: plasma membrane; sperm midpiece. The record is from RefSeq and is a predicted model, not a curated record.
AGUCAGUAGAAGAAGCACCAUGAGUCAUAUGACAGCAUGAGCAGAACUGAGCAGAACUCCUCACAUCAUGGAAAGUCCCCAUUCCUUCUGGUUGUAUGGAGUCGUGCGUAAAAUACGCGCAGCUUUUUACCCAUUUUGCAAAUUAAGAUCUCGCACAGAUUAGAUUCUAAUUUAAUCCAGUAUAGUAGAAGAUACCUAUACGUAUGAGUGUGAAACUUUUGAUCGAUCAGACCGAAUUUCACAAGACCUCUAUCUGGUGAGCGAGACUUUUACUCCGAAGUGGUAAAAUGGACCCAAUUUUUGAUGGCGCGGACGAAGUCAACUGUAGCACAAGUAACAACGGCACCAACAACGGGACCGUGUACUGGAACCAAUUUGUGCAGCCAGCCUGGAGAAUAUUCCUGUGGGCCAUUGCCUACUGCAGUAUAGUCAUCGUGUCGGUUCUUGGGAAUGUGACGGUGAUUUGGAUCAUCAUGGCGCACAAACGCAUGAGAACGGUCACCAACUAUUUCCUGCUCAAUUUGGCGUUUGCCGAAGCCUCCAUGUCCGCCUUCAACACGGUCAUCAACUUCAUCUACGCCGUGCACAACGAGUGGUACUUCGGACUGAUCUACUGCCGCUUUCACAACUUCUUUCCUAUCGCGGCUGUGUUUGCCAGCAUCUGUUCCAUGACCGCCAUCGCCCUGGACAGGUACAUGGCCAUCAUCCACCCAUUGCAGCAGCGCAUGUCAUCCACAGAGACCAAGGUCGUAGUAGGAGUGAUCUGGGUCCUGGCUCUGCUCUUGGCCUUUCCGCAGUACUACUACUCCAACAUAGAGCAGUACCCCGAACGUGUGGUGUGCUACAUUGACUGGCCUGAAUACACAAUAUGUGACUUCAAAAAAAUGUAUUAUGUGUGUGUGGCCAUCCUGAUCUACUUCCUUCCUUUGUUGGUGAUGGGCUGUGCUUAUCUAGUAGUGGGACUGACCCUCUGGGCCAGUGAAAUCCCAGGAGACUCUUCUGAUCGCUACAAGGAGCAGCUGACUGCUAAACGCAAGGUGGUGAAGAUGAUGAUUGUAGUGGUGUGUACGUUUGCUAUCUGCUGGCUGCCCUAUCAUGUCUACUUCCUGCUGCACCAGUUUUUUCCCGAUAUGUUUGAGGAAACGUUUAUCCAGCAGGUCUAUUUGGCCGUCAUGUGGCUGGCCAUGAGUUCCACCAUGUACAACCCGAUCAUCUACUGCUGCCUAAACGACAGGUUCCGUGCAGGUUUCAAACAAGCUUUCCGCUGCUGCCCCUGUGUCCCUCAAAGCUCCUACGAAGGCCUGGAACUCAAGUCGACUCGCUACUUUCAAACUCAGACGAGCAUCUGCAAGGCAAGCCGAAUGGAGACCACUGUGUCUACUGUAGUCCAGGUGGGCGAUGAAAUGGAGCGCUCUAAGGCCAAAGUCACGCUUGGUCAUGGGCCUGAUGAAACAGUCAUCGGGGCAGGACCACAAAGCUGUUCGCUGGACCUUACAUCAAAUGGUUCUUCCCAGAGCGUCUCCAAAACCACAGCAUCUAAUUUCUUCUCAUAUAGCAACCUCCAAGAGCAGACGUUAGACACAAGUCACUUUUUGUCAGAUAGCCAGGAAAGAAUGUGAGUCGAGGCCUGCGAAAACCUUUUACCCUGAAUGAGAAUCUAAGAAUAUUUGUUCACUCAACACUUUCUUAUAUGAGACUUGUGCUACUUGCCAUUACCGUUUAGUGUUAAAAAGGAAUGAUGAACACAUGACUGCUGUAAACUGAAGCAGAUGUGAUGCCUCCAUUUUUUUUUCACAGCUUCUGCUUGUCACACCAGCGCCGUCAUUUUGCAUGGAAGGUUCACACGUUCUCAAUCCCACCAGUCUAUUUUGACAUUGAGUUCAAACAUGAGAACAGCACGCUGCUAAUCCACAUUGUUGUCUGUUAAGCAGCCAACUGGAUGAAUUUGGAUUCUUUUGAAAAGUGCUUUUUUUUUUUCCUUUUGAACUUGUCAAUCACAGGUGGAAGACAGGUAAUAUCUUUCCAAGCAGGAUUUUGGGAACACUCGCAUGUAAAAAAUGAGCGCUUGUCUUGUGGUCAAGGGACUUUCACCUGUUGCUGCUGAAUGUUCUGCCAAUUACUUGAUGGACAGUUAUGACUCAUGUUUUACCAGGCUAAACACUGACUUGGAACAGCUGCUUUCAUCAUCGACAGGCUCCCCUGGCUGUGAAUGUGCCUUGAGCAGAAUCGACAAACACAAAGCAAGAGUUUCUGUUUUGAAUUGUGCAUUUCAGACUACCGUAUUUUCCGCACUAUAAGGCGCACUGGAUUAUAAGGCGCACCUUCAAUGAAUGGCCCAUUUUUAAACUUUGUCCAUA